GGUACAAGCCUCGGAACCUUAGAAUGUGGGGAGGGAUUCCGGGAGCCCGGAAGAGCCCCAGAACCCUGUGGGCGUCUCCUGGAAACAGGCACGCGUUUGGACCUGGCGGCCAUGGCCCCCGUGGGGGCCGAGGAGCCGAGCAUGUCGCGGGCCGUGGUCCGCAGCGUGGGGGGUUUCGCCCUGGGCUUGUCCUUGGCCACGGCCUAUGGGCUCCUGGAGCUGCUGGUGGAAGAACACAGCCCCUGGGCCUGCCUCGUGGGCACCCUCACUCUGGCCGCCUUCCUCGGCCUGGGCAUGGGCUUCUCCCGCCAGGUCCGGGUCACCGUCCUCCUGCUGCUGCCCCAGGCCUUCUCCAAGCAGGGCCGGGCCCUGUUGGUGGUGGCUGCCUUUGGGCUGGUGCUUCAAGGGCCUUGUGCCAACACCCUGCACAACUUCACUCAGGCCAGCAAGGCCGUGGCCUGCGGGGCAGAGCUGGCCCUGAACCAGACCGCCGAAGCGCUGGAGCGGGCCAAGCGGCCCCUCGUCAGUGCCCUGAACAAGAUCAAGGCCAUCGCCCAGAAGGCCAAAGAGGUGGCUGACCGGGUUCGCAAGUUCUUUCGGUCGAUCAUGGACGGCGUGAAGCACAUAGCCAGGGCACUGCGGAACGUGUGGUACUGGCUCCUUCACAUCGGGGACGUGUGCAACGCCGAGCUGGGCAACCCUUACGUGAAGUGCGCGCGGGUCUUCGACGGCGCCAAGGACAGCUGCAUGAGGACCGUACCGCGAGCCUAUCACCUGUGUUUCGUGCUCACGCCCUUCAAGCUUGUGCUGUGCGGACUGGCCAGCGUGGUCCAGGUGUUUUGUAUCAUCCCCGAGUACAUCCAGCCCUUCUUGCGCAAGACCAUCGGCCCCCCUGUGAGGCGCUUGAUUAACCGGGUGCGUCAGGAGUUCGAGUUCAACGUCACGGCCACCCACCACUUCUCUGUGGAUCUCAACGCCUCCCGGAGCCUGUCCCAGGUGGCCCUGGACCUGCAGGAAGCCGUCGGCGGGAAGCUGCACCGCGUCCGAGAGGCCCUGGCCCUGAUGGGCUACACCACACCCCUGCUGCUCGCGCUGCUGUACCUCCAAGCCCUGUGUUACCGGUACCGUUACCUGAACUGGCUCGGUUUCGACAACAUCUACAUCACCGGCCGAUUUCUGCUCAUGGAAGACGUCCGCUCCAGGGCGGGCCUGCCCACGGUGCUGCCGCUCAGCGCCCACGAGGCCCGACACUACAUCCAGCCCGGUUCCGUCUUCCUGUCCCGGUGGGAGCGGGUGUUCUACAUCCUGGCAGUCUUCGACCUGGCCCGGUACCUCCUCCUCGUGCUCCUCCUGGUGUUCCUGGACUUCGCCGUCUUCUGGGUGCUGGACCUGGCUCGGCACCAGCUGCAGGGGGAGAUCGUGGCCCGCAGCCCCGUGGCAGUGUCCAUAACCGUGGAGGGUCCCGGCUACGCCGGGAAGAUCUAUCGUGACCUGGUGUCAGCGUUUGACGUCCUGCAGCAGAGCAACAUCAGCGUCUUGUCCCCGCGCUGCGUCCUGCGCCCCUCCGAGCCUGACGCCACGGGUUACGUCGUCAUCGGCAUCAUGUACGGCCUGUGCUUCUUCGUCACGCUGUGUGGCAACUACGUCAGCAGGCUGCGGCGGGUCAUAUGUGCCUGGUACUACCCGUCCCGGGAGCAGGAGAGGAUCUCCUACUUGUACAACGUACUUCUGAGCCGCCGAACCAGUCUGUCGGCUGCCUUGCACCGAGCAGUGAGGCGGCGGGCGGCCGACGUGGGCCACACGAGUGUCCUGCGGAUGCUGGCCAGGCGAUGCUCCUGUCUGGCUCCGGUGGUCGCCCACUUCUGGCAGGAGCAGGGUUACUGCCUGGGCUGUGGGCAGGGCUACGACCAGGAGGACACAGGGACCUUUGUGUCCUGCGCUACCCCUGGCUGCCCGGGUCUCUUCUGCUCCACCUGCUUUCGUCUCCUGGACAACGCCUGCUCCGUGUGUGCAUCUCCCCUGUCCCACCAGGGGGACCUGGACCCCGAGCUGGACUCCAGUGACGAGGAGGGCCCCCGGCGAUGGCUGGCCGCAGCCCGGAGACAGGACCCCGAGCAGGAGUGGUUACUGAGGCAACAGCUGCAGGAAACGCUGGGCAGUACCCUCUCUUCGGGGUCCAGCCCUGAGGUCAGUGACCUGGACGAGGAGAAGGGGCCCCCGCAGAGGACUCAGAGGACAGAGGACACAGAUGCAGGGGCCCCACCGGAGAGGAUUCCCACACCCCCUCAGCCCGAGGGCGCCCAGAGCGGCCCUUCUCCGGCUUCAGAACCCCAGCCCCUCCGUCUCUCACCUCCCUCCCCUCCUGAUGCCUCCUACCUAACUCCCAAAUAAAGGACCGGAAGGCAGA
This is a messenger RNA of Leopardus geoffroyi (Geoffroy's cat), 2407 nucleotides long. RefSeq names its product DC-STAMP domain containing 2 (gene DCST2). The record is from RefSeq and is a predicted model, not a curated record. Lineage: Eukaryota; Metazoa; Chordata; Mammalia; Carnivora; Felidae. The coding region runs from base 112 to 2391 and encodes 759 amino acids. Gene Ontology annotation, cellular component: membrane. The transcript is spliced from 15 exons.